AUGCCUCACCACGUGCUGGCGAUGGGGACAGUAUUGGCGGCCCUGGGGGCAAAGGCCGCGGGAUCGGCAGUUGAUCCCACGUCACUCCUUGGAACGGGAGCGGCUCCCAUCAGCAAAGGCAUGGGGUCGGCGCUUUUGUCUUUGAAAGCGAGCAAGUUGGGAGCAGUCACAGCGGCAGCCCCAGCCAGCUCCUUCAUUGCGCAUGCGGGAGAUGCUGCGACAGGGGCAAUGGGCGUAGGAGGUGCGGCAGCUGCGGCAGCUCCAAAGGCAGCAGCAGCUGCAUCAGGAGCAACGGGUCCUGGGAAGGCAGCUGCCAGCUUAGUGACUUCCAAGGCAGCAAGUGUAACUGCGGCAGGGGGGAAGGCAGCUGGAGGUGGUGGGGCGGCCGCUGCGCAUUCUUCUAUGUUGAAGGUAGGUCAAAAGGCAUGUUUUGUAAAGAAGAGAGGGGUGGCCUUUGGCAGGGGAAAGGGCAAGGGAGUGCAGGCCCACCGUUCUGCAGCAACGGGAGGAGGGGGGGGGAGCUCAGCGCCCAAGGCCCCCCAUGCCCAAGAGCCGGCGCAUGGAACAGCUGGUCCAUCUACCACAGCUCAUGGCCACCAUCAUCCGCCGCAGUCGGCACCUGGAGGCCAUACUAUCUCCCACACGGCUACAGAGGCCUCCCGAACAGCAGGCGGUCGGGGGUCGGGUCUCCAGGGCCCCCUGCUGGGGCAAGGGGGCCCCUCAGGCACAAAUGGGGGAGCAGGGUAUGCUGGGGCUCCACCAGUUGGCGCUGAAGGAGGGGAGGAGUUUAUGCCUGGGCCCCUUGCAACCCACAGCCAUUCAAAGUUCCUGCAGCUGCACAAGGGCCCCGCUCCCAACAGCAAUGUGGCGUUCGUAGGUACGUCUUCGGCCUCUUCCACCAUACCCACGGCCACCAUCACCACCACCCCUGCGGCAGCAUCAACUGCAGCAGCAUCAACUGCAGCAGCAUCAACUGCAGCAGCAUCAACUACAGCAGCAUCAACUGCAGCAGCAGCAGCAGCAGACCAUGCAGGCGACCUCCCCGCUGCUGCCGGCCCCCUUAUGCGGGCCUCGGAGUUCGGCGCGCCUGGGAUCGGAGCCGACCCGGAAGCGCUCGAAGGCGCAGCAGCAGCAGCAGCAUCUGGGAGCUCCAAGGGUUCUCUAUUUAGAGGCUUCAUGGAGGGGGCCCUUGGCAUGGAUAACUCAGGGGGGCAAGGCGGCAUGCUGCACACCUUGUCAAGUGGGUUGGGGAACAACCUGUUCAACAAUUGGUGGGGAGACAGCGCGGCGAUGGGGGGGGCAGCGGCUGCCAUGGGGGCUGCAGCGGCCGAUCCCUCUUUGGGAUCGUUCGAUCCCACCAUGGGGGCGCUCGAUCCCACAGAUAUGACGGCGAUGGAUCCCACAGAUAUGGGGGCGCUCGACCCCACAGAUAUGGGCGAUGUCACAGACAUGGGAGAUGCGGAGUAUGUAGAAGAGCAGUCGAUGGCCUUUGCUGCGCUGCUACCUACCCUCUUUGGCCGUCUGACUGGACAGGUCAAGACAGCGGGGCCCCCUCUUCCUGGAAAGUCCCGAUUGGUAAGGAGUGACUCUAUAGCCUCCACUGCAUGCACCAGCGAUGAGUCUGCCUCUGACAAACUAGACACCGAGGCCGAGGUCCUCUUCCCAGGUCGGCGGGUGUAUCGGUCUCGGAUGGACGACAGACAGAGCAACUAUGCCGAGUUCCUCUGCUGA
Molecule: messenger RNA, 1731 nt
Organism: Eimeria maxima
Lineage: Eukaryota; Apicomplexa; Conoidasida; Eucoccidiorida; Eimeriidae
Exons: 1
Coding region: 1-1731 (576 amino acids)
Source: RefSeq, a predicted model, not a curated record